UCAUAGCAAUGUUCAUGAGAUCAGCUCUGAACUUAUCUGAACAUACUGUACAUGUUAAAUCAGUGCUUUACUUUGAACUAAUAAAACACCGUUAACUUAUGUUUUCAGUGUUCUAAGGAUUGAGCAAACUGGUAAUUUAUCAUUGCUAUGGUCUUUCAGGCUAUUUGAGGAGAUGCCGUCAUCGUCAUCGUCAUCCUUACUCUCUGGCUCCAAUACUGCGAGUGCUGAGCUUCCUCUAAUCCCUUGCAAGCUCUGCAAUGGGGUGAUGAUUGAGCAGGUCUCCAAACAACCAGAAACCACAUCGAGGAAGUUCUACCGGUGCAGAGCCAAGAGAACGGAUGGGUCUCAAUGUGAUUUUUUCCACUGGCAAGCGAGCUAUGCUGUUUUGUUAAUCGAGGAUGGGUUUGUCAGUGGUGACCGACGCCUUGAGUUGUUAAUGAUCGCACUUAAUGAUCAUGGCAAAGCCAUUGAAUCUGUAACCAAUUCCAUCAGAGAUAUGAAGAAAAAGCUGUCCAACCUGGAGUUAGUGAUGGAAGAGCUGGAUAACGUGAAAAAGUCGACGAAGGCAGCCAUGAUUGAAAUUGAGGAAAACAAGAAAUCGACAGCUGCUGCAUUGAAACUGAUGGAGAAUGAGCUGCAAAAGCUGAAAGGGUCAACUAAAGUGAAACCUAGGAAUAUGGCACUGUGUUUUCUGGUUUUGGCGUUGAUUGGGUGGUUUGUGAUGGGACAGAUGAAUUGGGGGGAGGAAGGAUCCAGCCGAUUUAUGCUGAGAGGCUAA
This is a messenger RNA of Panicum hallii, 778 nucleotides long. RefSeq lists its product as uncharacterized. Gene Ontology annotation, molecular function: zinc ion binding. Bases 173 to 778 code for a protein of 201 amino acids. The record is from RefSeq and is a predicted model, not a curated record. NCBI's taxonomy places the organism in Eukaryota, Viridiplantae, Streptophyta, Magnoliopsida, Poales, Poaceae. The transcript has 2 exons.